This is a messenger RNA of Physella acuta, 4286 nucleotides long. RefSeq lists its product as uncharacterized. The record is from RefSeq and is a predicted model, not a curated record. NCBI's taxonomy places the organism in Eukaryota, Metazoa, Mollusca, Gastropoda, Physidae.
UUCAAUGACGGGGUUAAAUUUAGACAGCACACAUCAACAUCGUUGUGCUUGAAACCUGUUUCCAUCAUUCCAACAGCCUAGCAAGUAAAGAAUGAAACAGCCCUGUCCAAAUCACGAUGUAGGCUGUUGUUCUCCAACUCCCGACCGCGUCUUUUGUUUCAAGAAUUGAGAAUGAAAAAUCACAAAAACUGUAGAUUGGACGUGCUGGUACCUACACAGACGGCUGGUAUUCCUGGCUCCCCACCUUGGCAAAGAAACAAGCGACGAUAAAACAGCAGCAUCUAGCCUGUCCAUGCGAGAUUCAUCAAUGAGGAAGGGGUCGAAGGGGAAGAAGGAGCAGGCGCGUAAACAGAUCAACAACUCGCAGAACAAUUCCGUGUAUCAGAUCCGGACAAACCACCAUCGGAAUAUUCAUUCCGGCAAGGAUGAGGAGAAGGCACUAAAUAAACCCAAUAUAAUCUGGAUCGUACCAGACAACAAAUCGUCCCCUCCCCGGGCAAAAGUCGGGCCUGAGGUGGACGCCUGUCGACACCGGUCUAGUGACAUCAGUCUAGUCAAGACCCUCUCGGAUCAAUCGAGCAACGAAAACGAGCAAAAGACCAACAACGCUAUGCUAAGACAGCGUGGCCGGCGUAGGUAUGACGUAGCCAACGACUACCCUUCAGAGUUCGAGCCUCGAUGUCCGAACGUUUCCGCACGCGCACUGCGUAGCCUCUUGAACGACCAGCAAUACGAUGGGGAAGGUCUGACCAAGCAGUUCUCCAAACGCAGUGACCGGAAACACAAGAGAAGCGUCCCCUGGGAUAUCCCUCCCAACGGCGACGAUAGCAACACUAGUAUUGAACAAUUCGAGACCAACAACCGGUCAAAUUACCUCUUCCCGCCGGAGAAAAAACCUACCAACACCUCGCUUCCUCACAAGAGCAGGUUCAGCGCCGGACGUGAUAAAAUUCUUCCAGAAGAUUGUAGCUUAGAAGACGAAGGCUUUGAGGACCUUGACACGUGGCGGUUGUCCGCCGAUUCUAUAAAUGGCCGCGGCAGCAGGAAGAGAUUGCGGGACAACAUCCCCAGCAUCGCCACCAUGGCGUCCAGCGACGACUGCAACACCAUCCCGUCGUCGUACAGCCACAUCAAAAGCCAGGAGAAUUUCCAAUCAAGACGACUUGCCAGAUCAAGCAUGCAGCCAUCUGACAUCUGCGGCCGAUAUAAAAAGUCUUACUCCAGCUGUUACUGCCCCAACCCACAGUGCCGCCUUUCCGACAAUGUCACCUGCGCUUGCUGUUCCAAAACAGACACGAUAAAAAAAAAUUCCACUUUAUACGUCUGCGAGAAAACGCCAUCAUGCGAUUCCUUGACGUCCGUCUACAAAGGUCGAAAAGCUCUACCAGGGGAGAAUAUGCAGAUGGUGUACACCGUCUCUCCCACACCAGCUGAGUCUCCAGGAGGCUCCAUCAUAGACAGAAACUUUUGUGAGCGUCCCAAAACAUGCUGUAAAAGUAAAACGUGUUGCUGCCCGUACGGGAAAAAAUCAACGUGCGACCCUUGCGAAAGUCCCCAAAUCGGGACCUACAUUUGCCGACCUCACAAGGUCAAGGAUAUCAACGUUACGCAAACAGCCAGCGACCUUGCCCUACGCUGCGGUAGAGCGCUCACCUGUACGAAGAGUCUCCUGUGCCGGCAGAACGGCUGCGGUUUCGUGAGUUUCAACUGCUUCAACAACUUCGCGCCGCGUCUGCUGCACUUCCUGCUGUCCACCAUCCGCUACCUCUUCAUCAUCUUCGUCUACAUCUUCGUCCUGUGGCUGCUCAAGCUGUACACCUCGGUCAACCACUUCUCUCACCUCACGCUUAUGUUUACCGACAUCCUCCUGCUCUUUAUCCUCAUCUUCAAGCCUGAUUGCCUUCUCAUUUACUUUUUAGGCUCGAACUAAUUCGCGCACACAAGUCAACAUCAUAAUAUCAGCAGCGAAAUAUUUCAAACUUUAUUUGGGGUUAACGUAUUUUGUAGAGGAAUAUUUAUUGCGGGGUGGAGAAGUUUUAAAAGAAAAAUGCCGUCAUCAAUCAUGUCAAGCUCUAGAGACUCCCUGUUAGAAGACACGUGUCACUCCUCUGUUGUGUCCGGUCAUGGUUCUGAUGUCCAACUACGCCAAUCUCCCGUAGGUAGUUUAUUGCAAAGAAGAAGUCGUUCUCAAAGUCCUACCAUGGAAUAUCCAUCAGCAAUGUGUACUAGCAGUUGUGCCCAAAGACCUUCCAUGAACAAUCCUUCAGCAUUGUAUAGCGGCAGUUGUUCCCAAAGACCUUCCAUGGACAAUCCUUCAGCAUUAUAUAGCUGCAGUCGUCCCCAAAGAAUUUCUGUAGACAAUAUAUCAGCAUUGCUUGGAAGCAGUCAUUCUCAAAGGCCUUUCAUGGAAAAUACAUCAGCAUUGUAUUGCAGCAGUCAUUCUCAAAGGCCCGGCACCGAGCGAUUAUCGGAAAAUUAUUUAAACACGCCUCAUCAGGGAUCUACAAGAGAACAUUCGCCAUCCUUUUUUAGAUCCACAUCACCCGUGAAAUUUUUCCAAGAACCUUCGCCAUCCACCUAUGGACAUUCAUCAUCUGUAACCUUUUCCCGUGAACAUUCGCCAUCCAUGUGUACAACCACAACAUCCAUACCAUCUUCGUGCGAACAUUCACCAUCCUCAUAUGGGUCCACACCACCUUCGAAAUAUUUGUGCGACUUGGUCCCGAAAUAUUGUAGAGAUAUUUCACGAGAAUGUUCUAUACACAAUUCAACUUCCGGGUAUUUCACAAGCCCUUCCCAUAAAUCAUCAAUGAAAGCCGCACCGUCCAGACAUUUGAGCGACCAUGAUGGGGAAUAUUCCAGAACAAACGAUAUUGCAAGUUGUAAUGGUGCCACAACUUCCAGAUAUGUAGGCAAACCGUCAUGCUCUAAAAACUCUUCACCAAGAUACGUGAGCGGCCAUAACCAUGAUAUUUGUGCCCCAAACGUAGAAGCCUGUUAUUCAAGUUACCCAGCCGAACUGGCAUCCACAGAGAAAGUAAAGCCAAAGAAAUCGUCCCUUAAAAAAUCUUCUUCAAAACACUCGAAUGGCCCCUCCCAUGAUUUUUCUUCAGAAAACGCUCACUCGAGUUAUUCAAACUACCCAGCAGAACGCUCAUCCAGCGACCAUUUGAGAGUGAGGUAUUCAGAGAACCCUCCCCUCAGUUGUUCUUCUGACGACCUCCACUGUAGACGACCAAGGAACGCUUCUUCCGCCUCCACCAACGGAACCUCACAAGCAAGUCAUUCUGGGGUCUCCUUAGAGGGGUCGUCCAGUGAAAAUCUACCUAUCCGAUAUUUUUGCACAGCCAACGCGGGAUUCGUUCCCACUACUGGCAUUCAGAGGAUUCCAAAGUUUGAUGGCAGAUGUUGCCUUUACUGGCCAUGGAGCAGAAGCACGUUGCUGAAUCUUUUCUCUAAGCUUUUGCUAUAUCUAAUGAUAGUCUUGCUCUAUUGUCUUGCCUUGUAUGCCCUCAUCGCCUACGCAUCAAUGAACGUCUUUUCAUGCUUAACGCUCCAGAUUGUCGACAUCCUGUUGUUGUUUAUGUUAUUUUUUCAACCAGAUUUGUUAAUCUAUCAACUAUUUCAGGGUUGAGGCUUGUAGGCUUUGAGGCUGCUUAAUUUACCCGUCAAUCCAUUACAAAAUAGUGCUAAGCCUAGAGACUGCCUAAUUUACCAGCCUCUAUAGUACAAGAGAAUGCUAAGCCUAGAGACUGCCUAAUUUACCAGCCCAUCUAUUACAAGAGAAUGCUAAGCCUAGAGGCUGCCUAAUUACUCAGCCCUUGUAAAGAAGAUGCCAUUUUGAGGCUUACCUUUCACUAAAGAAGUCGAAGCGUAGUUCCAGCCCUUUAGACUAGAGGCUGAUGAUUGCGGGUAGUCCAUCCUAAGUAGUCUAAGUCGAGACUAGACGCUGCUCCUUGCUUGUAUGUAAGGCUACUACUUUAGUGGCGAUCUACGACUGUCAUUGAAACAGGUGCUGUUUCACGCUUCCGUCUGACCAGUUUAGAAGCUGGAGUUGAUCUAUGGGCGUUCAUAUGUGGGAGCUGGAGGAAGCGGUCAAAUAACGGCUCUCUAUGCUAUGGAAUUUUUUUCUUCUUGGGUAAAUAAACAUCACCCCUGUCAAAGUCGAAUAAAGAGAAAUCAUGUUUGAUUAUAAAUAUAAUGCUGAAAUAAACAUCUUAUUUUGGGAAACAAUGUCUAAAGUACACUAAAGGACACCAAACAAAAUAAAUAUUGUACUUUUUUUU